CUCGCUGGAAACUAGUCGCGACUCUCUUCACAUCACUGACUUGGUUGUAUAUUGUCAACAUUUUCGCUGUUUUCUUCUAUGAUAUUCACUCUAUGACUUUAAAAACACAAUGAAAAGAAGAACUAUUGAUCCUUCGAAACUUCGGAGACAUGGAAGGCGAUCUCGGAUCACUGAAUCCAUCUACGGAAGUGUAUUUUUAUAUAUAAGGUUUUUCUUGGUAUGGAUAUUGGUGCUUACUGCCGAUUUUCUCUUGGAGUUUCGCUUCGAGUAUUUGUGGCCUUUUUGGCUGCUUUUGCGAAGUGCCUACGACUCAUUCAAAUAUCAGGGACUUGCUUUCUCACUGCUAUUCCUUGCCUUAGCGUUGUGCUCUGAUCUGAUAUGUCUAGUCCUUCUUCCUGUACACUGGUUAUUUUUCGCUGCAAGUACAUACGUAUGGGUACAGUUUGUUUGGCAUACAGAUCGAGGACUUUGCUUACCAACAGUAAGCCUAUGGCUGUUAUUCGUGUAUGUCGAGGCUUCAGUCAGAUUACGAGAGUUAAAAAGUCUGCCAUUUCAUUUAGAUUUAUGCCGGCCUUUCGCAGCCCACUGUAUUGGGUACCCUGUGGUAACUCUUGGUUAUGGUGUAAAAAGUUAUGUAGGUUACAAGAUGAGACAGAGAAAAAUGACUCAAGUAUCAAAAGAAAAUGAGUUUUACAUGGAACUUAUAAACUUAGCACUUCCCAGUGAUCCUGGGAACUCUACGGAAUCAAAUCAAGAGAAGUCAUCUAGAGCGAUAUGCAAUGGAAAAGUAAAUGAUUCUGAGUCAGCAUUAUCAAAGUCCAGAUCACUUCCAGUCAUGACAAAUGGUAUAAACACUAAAUCAGAUGUAGAACUCUUGAUUGCUAAAGAAGCAGAGACAAGAGGAUUAAAACUAAGUGAUUACAGCUGUACUGGAGUCAGAGGCAAUCAUGCAGUUCUUAAAGACCUGGAUAAUAUAACCCACUUGAGUUCUAAGAAAAUAAGUGAGGACCAUAAUUUAAAUGAACUUGAUAAAGCACCUUCGGAAGGCAACCCAAGAGGGAAAAGAGUGAGUUUAGGAAAAGGCUUGUCUAAGAUGAAUGGCAGACUGCAUCAUACAAAAGAAGAGGAUGAUGAUGAUUCUGAUAGUGAUUCACUCAGCUUGUCUAGUAACUCUGUCAAUAACAGCAGGAAAAGCAGCAGGAGUAAUUCACCCAAGGUUAGUCUACUGGGUCAUGAUACUAAAGAUAAUGUUCAUAGUUUGCUGAAUCAGCUGAAAGAAGAAAAGUCACUAAGGCGUCGUGCGGAAAGUACAGUAGUUCUACUUGAAAACGAUAUAAAGAGGGUCAAGGUAGAGCUCCAAACAUCUCGUCAGUGUGAGUCAGAACUGAGAACUAACAUGCACAGUUUAAUGGCUAAUGAGAGGUCUGCCAAGAUAGAAUUACAACAACUCAAGUCUGAGAACAUUUCCAUUCAACACAAGAUCAAUACUCUCAACAGUAACCGUCAACAAGACCGUAAUACCAUCUCUUCUCUCGAGCGUAAGCUGAAAACAGAGCGAGACGCACGUCUUUUGGCUGAGAACCAGCUACGCGAAGAACGCAAGAAGCAGAAAGCAGAGUGCGCAGCUCAGAAGCAGCGUGAAGACACAACCAACUGCCAUGACGCUUGUAUAUCCUUACGAGAAGAAAUGGAAGAAGAAACGCGCCAGUUACGCAUGUUGCUCUCUGAAAAGGAUGACGAAAUCAAGCGUUUGGAUUUGGAAACUGAGUCUCUCCGACAGAAAACUAAAGAAGUCGAAAGUCAACAGGUGAAGAAAGAGACAGAGAUCCUUAUGAACGCGCUGACGGCCAUGCAAGGCAAGAACACUCAUUUAGAAAACAGUCUUAGUUCAGAAACAAGGCUUAAGCUUGAUUUGUUCUCUGCAUUGGGUGAAACUCGCCGUCAACUUGAGAUAGCUCAAAGUAAAGUAACAAGUAAGGAGCGUGAUAUCAUAACGUUGAAGGCCAAGAUCGCUGAGGUGAUGGCAUUGAUGCCUGCUAACACUUAUUCUGAUACACUGCCGUGUUUUACGUCCACUCACGCCGCGCUUGACCUCAACAGUAGCCUGGACCCGAGUGCCCCUUGCUACGUGCCGAACAAGAAGUCCAACGGCUUGCUUUAGAUCAUUGUGUUAUUGUAGUCGCUGAGACCAGUGAUUUGUAGAUUGUAGAUGCCCAUAUGAUCUAAUUUAUUAAAUACCAUUGUUCUAUGGAUGGAUAAGUUAACGCUGCAUGACAACAUUAUUCACUUGCAUUUAAAACAUAGAAAGUUUCUUUUAUUCAAAUCCUAGAUUUUUUUUAUUUUACCGAGUAACACACGUGAUGCAAGGGUCAUGAUUUCAUACCAAAGAAUAUUACUAACAGAAAUAGCUGAUGUGUAAUCCAUGUGUAAAGCUAAAAGACCUAAAAAGAAAAUGCAAGCGUUACUAACCAUUACUCAUAUCAUAAAGCAUGUCAGCCAUAAGCUAACGGUUGGACGUGAUGCUUAUGAAUAUGAUAUUUGGGUUAUUCAUUGUCGGGUUGAGAGUUGUCGCAAAGCAUGAUUGAACUUUAUAUCUAACCAUUUUAGUUYUGCAUUUAAGCUGUAGUUAAAAUAAUAUAUAAAUUAUAAGGCAAUUGUUUGUAUUGGCAGCUUGUUCUUAUGGCAUUGUUAGAUCGCCUUUAAUACUCUGUUAGUUAAUUGGGUUCUAACCUAUUUCUCGUUCACUGCAUUCCGUUAAACGCUUUCAUCCCUUCAUCAUAACAUAACAUAGCGCACUCCUAAUUCAUUGUUUGUCAACCCAUUGUCGUUUUAUUAGUUCAGGGUAUAUUAUUUGUUGUUGGUCUCAGCAUUUACUUGUUACAAGAGCAAAAUUCGGCGAAGAUAUCAAGUAUUAAAGACGGAUAGUUUAAUAAAUUAUGUUCUAAACCAUGA
This is a messenger RNA of Exaiptasia diaphana, 2952 nucleotides long. RefSeq names its product macoilin. NCBI's taxonomy places the organism in Eukaryota, Metazoa, Cnidaria, Anthozoa, Actiniaria, Aiptasiidae. Gene Ontology annotation, cellular component: rough endoplasmic reticulum membrane. Gene Ontology annotation, biological process: neuronal signal transduction. Bases 110 to 2161 code for a protein of 683 amino acids. The transcript has 10 exons. The record is from RefSeq and is a predicted model, not a curated record.